Molecule: messenger RNA, 1263 nt
Organism: Saccoglossus kowalevskii
Lineage: Eukaryota; Metazoa; Hemichordata; Enteropneusta; Harrimaniidae
Product: neuronal acetylcholine receptor subunit alpha-2-like
Biological process (GO): monoatomic ion transmembrane transport
Cellular component (GO): membrane
Molecular function (GO): extracellular ligand-gated monoatomic ion channel activity; transmembrane signaling receptor activity
Source: RefSeq, a predicted model, not a curated record
AUGGCGCUCGGGGAAGUCUACACCGUCGCACUAUUUGUUCUCAUGUUGAUUACUCCAGGUUUUCAAUAUGAUGGUGAUUUGGAUGCUCGUACAGCUUUAUUUCAUGAUCUUUUCAAUGAUUAUGACAAAGACGUUUUACCCACUGGUUCAUUUAACGACAACAACAACACAAUUAUUUUACCUGUCAAUGUAUCAUUUGGUCUUGGUAUUAAUGAGAUUGGCGAUGUGGAUAUCAAUGGUGGGACAAUAUCUGCAACAGUUUUCUGGCAGAUGAGUUGGGAAGACCGUCGACUUGAAUGGGAAUACGAGCAAUACAAUGACAUUUUAGCGAUUAUCGUUCCUAUAUCUAAGAUUUGGAAGCCGGACAUAGCAAUAUUCAAUGGAGAAUCCCAUAUUUUAAUCGACGAGCCGACCGCAAAAUUAAGCAGCACUGGACGAGUGGAUUACUCCCCUCCCUACCAAAUGAAGACAUCUUACAUCCCAGAUCUGAGAUAUUUUCCAUAUGACGAGCAAGUGUGUCGUUAUAAAUUCGGUUCGUGGGCCUACAGUGGGAACUACAUCAAUCUGACUCUAAUGGAUGAAACAUACCCAGUUUUAUUCAACGACUUCUGGACACCUAAUAAAUGGACAGUUGUUAACACGUGGGCACGACGGAAUGCAAUUCGGUACGCCUGUUGUAACUCCUUGUAUUACGACGCGGUUUUCUUUAUUAAGAUUAAAAGACGACAAGCGUCUUUUUAUGGUUCUUGUGUCGUGAUUCCUUCUAUUCUAGUGACGCUUAUGACAUUGCUAGUGUUCGGCUUACCGCCAGCUUCACAGGAGAAGAUGACUCUAAAUAUGACAAUAUUAUUGUGCCAAAUAAUAUUCAUGUGGAUGAUAUUCACGACUGUCAGUCAGCCAACAAUUUUGAGUUCGUAUCUUCUGUUCAGUAUAUUCAUGGUAACACUGGCGAUCUCAGAAACCACUAUUGUAUACAACGUGUACCACCGACAUGGACCAAUGCUACCAAUUGUAAGAAAGAUAUUUUUAGACGUACUGGCAAGACCACUUUGCCUCGCCUCACACAAAAUGUUGAGCUACGAGGGCAGGUCACGAAGUUCACAGAAAAGGGAGAGAUGUCAGGAGGACGGAUUCAAAGGAGAUGAAAUGCAGAUGAAUGGGAAUGACAAUGUGCUUAAAAUAGCACGAGAACAGGUAGAACAAAAUCCAAUUUUCUUCCUUUCCCUAUUCUCCUAUGUAUUGAUCUGUGAAAGAAAACCAUAA